Molecule: messenger RNA, 447 nt
Organism: Cherax quadricarinatus
Lineage: Eukaryota; Metazoa; Arthropoda; Malacostraca; Decapoda; Parastacidae
Source: RefSeq, a predicted model, not a curated record
AUGAAAUUCGUAAGGCCUCUUUUUUUUCUGGAUAAACUGGUCAAGGCUGUCAGGAUCAUCAGGAAUCAUGGUGGCAUCAGGGGCGCCCUUUAUCAGCUCUAUAGGGUUGAUGACCUUAAAGAUGGCACCCUAGUGGGUGAGGAUGCUCUUGGAAACAAAUACUAUGAAAAUAAACAACUCCUACUCGGUCGUGACCGUUGGGUAAUAUAUCACCCACGUUAUUAUGGAAUGGAUUAUGAUGGCUCUUUGGUACCAGCAGACAGGUUUGGAUGGUUACACCACAACACUGAUAAACUCCCAACUGAGGUUGCUCCAACUAGUUAUGGAUGGCUGAGUGGACAUACAGAGAAUAAAACUGGCACAGAAGAAGCCUACGUUCCAUAUAGCACCAAGCCUAAAAUUGAAGCAUGGGUACCUCCUAAACGCAUAUAGUUUAAUUUUUUUUAU